UUUCUUCUUUCUUUUUUUUUUUUUGCGUUAACGGCUCGACCGUAAGAUUCGCCCUCGCCAGUUCGCGGCCGUUAAAUCCGGGCCAUCCGAGAGCUCAAUCCGACGCGCCGCCUCCUGGACACCCACACCCAACCAUUUCCUUGGGCCGGAGGCCCUGGCCGGACCCGACACUGCCUACCUUUCAACCCCAGGCCGCAGUCUUGCUCGCUAUCACCGAGAAUCUCGGGGUAGCCGACAAUGACCAGCGGCGAGAAAGUGGUGUCGAAACGGAGCGCAAGACACUACGUCGAAUACGACAUGGAGGAGCAAAUAGAGGACUGCCACGAAAAGCGAUUGGUAAGGACCGAGGAGACGAGAUCCAAUGGGCGCGACAGGCAAAGCCCGACCUCGACCUCGACUGCCGCGCAGAGCAGUCAAUCCAGCCUCGAGCCGUCGCCAGUCAUUCACCCAGAAAACCUCCAAUUAGAAGCCGAUACCUUGGAUUCGGCGCUUCCAGGGAGAGACAACGUCGGGUUUCGAGAUGCUUUCCAUCCGCCAACCGGGCAGCAGCAGUUUCCUUACUCCAUACAUGAGCUCGAAAAGAGCCUCCCCACCGAAAGCCGACCGGCCAAUUUCGGCAUCGUCGUGCCCGGCGUCUAUCGGAGUAGCUUCCCGCAGUCCGAGGACUACGCAUUCAUCGAGGGCCUCAAGUUGAAGACCAUCGUCACGCUGGUGCAGAAGGAGUCUCCUCAAGGCUACGACGACUUCCUCCACAGGAACGGAAUCAAGCAUGCUGUGUUCGACAUGAAGGGCACGAAAAAAGAAGCCAUUCCAGUUGCGACGAUGAAGUCGAUCCUGCGCAUCGUGUUAGAUCGCCGAAACCACCCUUUGCUCAUCCACUGCAACCAUGGCAAGGUCAGUGCCGGCGUCCCCUGACCCGUACCGGUGCACCCGGCCGUCCUUGACUGACCUCCGCUCAGCACCGCACGGGUUGCGUGAUUGGCAUCAUUCGCAAGCUCUCGGGGUGGCACCUCA
Molecule: messenger RNA, 1014 nt
Organism: Thermothelomyces thermophilus ATCC 42464
Lineage: Eukaryota; Fungi; Ascomycota; Sordariomycetes; Sordariales; Chaetomiaceae
Exons: 2
Coding region: 238-915 (225 amino acids)
Cellular component (GO): cytoplasm
Molecular function (GO): inositol diphosphate tetrakisphosphate diphosphatase activity; phosphatase activity
Source: RefSeq, a predicted model, not a curated record